AUUGACCAAAGCUUGACAUAAAUUUGGUCAAUAUUACGUCAAAGUGACAUCAUCCCGACUUUUUGUUCCCCUUGGGGCACGUUCUAAAGUGCCAGAACGUACUAAAGUACCCGUGUAAUUGUUAACAAUGUAGCACCAUUACGAAAUGAGCCAGCAAAGGCAUCGAACCAUUUAUCGAUGUGGUCUAAAUCAUGCCAAAGAGAUUUGAAAGUGCGGCCGUGGCGGUAAAGGAACUGGCUGCGCAGCCAGAAGAUGAGGAUUUACUCGAGUUGUACGCAUUAUACAAGCAAUCCACCGUCGGCGAUUGUAACACAGAAAGACCGGGCAUGUUGGAUUUCAAAGGAAAGGCGAAAUGGGACGCUUGGAACGGUAAAAAAAGCAUGGGACAAGAAACGGCGAAAGAACAAUACAUUGCUAAAGUGGAGGCAUUAAUCGCUUCGAUUGGAAAGAAGUAGUCGGCUCUAAUGAACGUGUACACGCGCACAUAAAUACUCGCGCGUGAUUUCGUUCGGUCGUUCUUCGAAACUUUUUCACUUAUAUCGAUGGGAAAAGCACCCGGAAUAUUAUAAAUGUAAUUCGCAUGUGCGAACAAUCAGAUGUAUUGUAUAGAUAAUGGUGCAAUGCUGACUUUAUAUUUAGCCAUUUACACAAACGCGCACCUCUUUCUGUUCUCCGUUUGUAUGAAUUUUUGUAUCUGAUGAUUUAUUGGUAUCAGCAUAAAGCUACUUGUCGCAUA
Messenger RNA from Vollenhovia emeryi, 736 nucleotides. It is a transcript of the gene Acbp1, whose product is annotated as putative acyl-CoA-binding protein. Bases 192 to 455 code for a protein of 87 amino acids. The record is from RefSeq and is a predicted model, not a curated record. Gene Ontology annotation, molecular function: fatty-acyl-CoA binding. The transcript is spliced from 3 exons. Gene Ontology annotation, biological process: fatty acid metabolic process. NCBI's taxonomy places the organism in Eukaryota, Metazoa, Arthropoda, Insecta, Hymenoptera, Formicidae.